AUGUUUUUAGUCCGAGGUUAUCCAUCCAGCUUGAUUGAUGAAUUGGCCAAUGAAAUUAUAUUUAAACGUGAAUCUGGGUGGUUUAAACCUAUAUUACAUAAAGGCUCUUUUUUACAAGAUGAGCUGGUAGAGUGUACACAUGAAAUUACACCUAGAGUUAAUAUAAGUGGAUUUGAUGUUUUUCCAAUAUUUAGUACCCCUUUUUCCAUGGAUGCUAAUUUUGUCAGAGACAUCCUUUAUAAGAAUUGGGCAGUUAUAAUUGAUGAUCCCCAACUUAGGAAUAAACUAUCCGAAACUCCAAAAGUAGUUUAUAAACGUGGGGUUAACUUAAAGAAAUUUGUUGAGAAGAAGACCCAGUUCAAUGUGACGUCUGGGGUCAGAGAUAUCAUCCAUGAAGCAGGCAUCAGUAAGAAUGGCCACAUAUUAGAUGACAACAUGAAAGGAUACCAGAGCACUUAUAAACAAUCCAUACUGCAAGAAACCAGGACAAUCAGAAAGAAAGUUUUUCCAGGAAGAAAUAAACAAGAGGAAGACUUGUUAGUAGAACAUUAUACAGAACUAAGAAUAAUAACCACUUACCAGCGUACAUGGGGUCAGGCUCAGCAUGAGCUCCUGCUGAAAGGAAGUGAGCAUGAAGGACUCAUGAAGAAAACAUAUUUAAAUAAGUGUGAAAGGAUCACAGCAAAUCAACUUUUCAGGAUAUGUUAUGAAUCCAAGAGAUUUCCGCAGAUCGUUCUCAUUUUAGGUGUCCCUGGCAUUGGAAAAACUACAAUGGUGCAGAAACUGUUGCUUGACUGGAUCCAGGGAGAUCAUUACAAGCAAUUCAUGUUUGUUUUUUUGUUCAAAUUCCGAGACAUGAAUCUCUGGGAUGAGCCUCUAAAUUUGGCUGAAAUGAUUCUGAAAAAUCAUGCCUGCUUACGUAACAUUCUAGCAGAAAUACUCAAAAAAACAAGCACAAUAUUGUUCAUAUUUGAUGGCCUCGAUGAAAGUAAAUCUCCCUUGGAUUUCACAGAAACACAACUCUGUAGUAACAUUUGUCAGAGAACUAGUGCUUCAAACAUUGUUUCAAGCUUAAUGAAACAGACUUUGCUGAAGGGUUGUUCAGUUAUUGUAACAAGUCGUCCAACUGCUCUGGAGAGAGUGGAAUUGUCCUGCAUUCAUCUUUGCGCUGAAAUCAUAGGAUUUCUGGCAGAAGAAAGAAAACGAUAUUUUAGAAAACAGUUUUAUGAUGAAAGAAAUGCCUUGGAUGCCUUUCAUUAUGUGGAACAAAAUGAUAUUCUCUACACAAUGUGUUUUAAUCCUUCAUAUUGCUGGAUAAUCUGUUCUGUUCUUAAGCCAUAUUUUAUAGGAAAUCAAAAUAAAUGUACCUCAUGUCCCAAAACUUUAACUCAACUCUUUGUUCACUUUUUGAAAAAUAUUCUUACAAAUCACAUGUCAGCAGAUAGCUUGGACCUUAAGGAAUUGCUAAGUAAGGUUAGCAGGCUGGCAUUUAAUGGAGUCUGCAACAGACUUCUAGUAUUUUAUGAUGCUGACAUAAAACAGCUGAAGCUUAAGCACACUCAAGCCCUCUCUAGUUUCAUGUUUGAAUUCAUGAUAAAAGAAGAAUAUCUUUGGAGAACAAUGUACUCGUUCAUGCAUCUGACUGUGCAAGAAUUCCUUGGUGCCCUGUCAUAUUUCCUGAAUUCAGAACAAAAUAUAAGCCAGGUUCUUGAAAAUGACACUUUCAAAGAUGGCCGUUUAGAGAUGUUGAUAUGUUUUUUGGCAGGUCUAUCUCACCCCCCUACAUCACAUCUACUACAAAAAAUCCUAGGACACUUUCCAGAUGAGAAAAACGCUGAAAUAUUGCACUGGCUUAAAAGAAGAGCUGAAUACUUAAUCCUGACAGAAGGACAUAGUCACAAGAGGGAACUACUAAGAAUUUUUCAUUACUUACUCGAGACACAGAACACAGAACUAAUUAAACAGACCAUUGGAAAGAUUGCUCAUUUAGAUUUCAGAGGUGUACUAUUUAACCCAAUGGAUUGUUAUGUUUUAAACUACAUUAUAGUAGCUUGCAACGGAUUUACAAAACUUAACCUGAGUCUAGCAUCCUUCCCAGAAGAGGGUGUCCGGAAAUUGAUACAAGCCAUUAGUCUCUGCAUGAGCAUCAGGUAA
Messenger RNA from Protopterus annectens (West African lungfish), 2154 nucleotides. RefSeq names its product NACHT, LRR and PYD domains-containing protein 3-like. The transcript is spliced from 3 exons. Gene Ontology annotation, cellular component: cytoplasm. The record is from RefSeq and is a predicted model, not a curated record. Bases 1 to 2154 code for a protein of 717 amino acids. Lineage: Eukaryota; Metazoa; Chordata; Ceratodontiformes; Protopteridae.